Acipenser ruthenus (sterlet) is the source of this 1342-nucleotide messenger RNA. RefSeq lists its product as uncharacterized. The transcript has 7 exons. The coding region runs from base 375 to 998 and encodes 207 amino acids. The record is from RefSeq and is a predicted model, not a curated record. Lineage: Eukaryota; Metazoa; Chordata; Actinopteri; Acipenseriformes; Acipenseridae.
GGCAUUACUUAUAACCAUGCCAGCUGUAUGUUAUGUCUUUAGGAGAAGAUUGCUUGUAUUAUUAUUUGUAACGAGCAAUUUUCUUUCAGCCUAGUUGUAUUGUUUAAUGCCUCCGGUAUCCCGGACCACCGGGACCCCACGUGAUACAAACAAGACAAGCGAGACCAAGUCGGGAGCAGGCUGGCUUUCAGCGUCUGCCCGCCGGACACAACAAACCCGACGUCCGCUGCCUGUUCGAUCUCACAGGGACAGACGAAUACCUGCAGACACGCACCUGAGCUGCGUUUACAAGGCAACGGCCAGCCGGGUUACAGAAAACACGACAGAGUCGGUGCAGGAAGCGUGGCUGUGUCGCUCUCCCUACACGCUGCAGCAUGCGUUUACCCGGGGUGUCCCUCCCCAGCACCCCGAUUUCGCGGGCGGUGCCCCCUCCUCGGAGUCGUUACACUGUCACCCCGUUGGCCUUGCCAGUUGUGUGUCCGGCUGUCGUCCCUCUGUCUGUCAAUCAGUGCGGAGCCCGAGUAAAUCCGCUUCACCCCCCAGCUGAAAGAAGACGCACUGUGAGUCUGGAGACGCUGGCAGCGCACCACUAUAACCAGCAGAGGGUGCAGGUCAUGCAGCAGAAGGAAUACUGCAGGUACCACCAGGGCUGGCAGAGACCUUUCUACGGCUCCCGUGCGGACAAGGAGGAGUACAGGCAGGAAGUGCGCGCCUUGCUGAAGAGGCAGAUUAGAGAGAAGUGGGAGGGGCAGAGGCAGGCGCUGGCCAGUCGCAUGCGAGAGGUGGAGGCAGUGAGGGAGGCAGACCGGCUGGUACUGAACCAGGACCUGGAGCAGAAUCGGAUCCGGGCCAGAGCACUCACAGUGUUCAGAGACGAGAACAAGAGGUUGAUGGAGCAGUCCUGGAAGGAGCGCAGUGUGUCAAGGUCGUUGGAAGCCCUGAGAGAGAGAGAGCUGCUGCAGUACAAUCCAAUCAACUGGAGCGGCACACUGAAAUAAGUUGAGGACUGGAUACUGGACCGGGGUUCAACACAAAAAAACUUUUAUUUUUUAUUUUUAUUUUGUUCAUUUUUAUUAUCGUUAAAGGUGUACUAGGAUGUUUGUGUUUCUUCUUAAAAGGGAGAAUAAAAAACCUUAGUACGAUAUAAUUUCAGAAAAAAAGGUAAAAAUUGGGUAAUGAGAAAUGAAUCUUGCCUCUGAGUUUGCGGUGGUGUGUUUGAAUCUGCUAAAGUAAGCAGUUCUAUAGGUUUUGUAAAAAAAAGACUAACCGGCUGACCUCUCAAUCAAGUUCUUACAUUCGUUACAGAAAUUCUAAUAAGUCUAAUAAAGAUCAUUGAUACUAA